AUGGUGAAGUCCACGCUACUCCCUUCGCUCCUCCUGGCGACAUCGCUCCUCGCUGCAUCCGCACCGGCCAACCCGCUACCCCUCGAAAAGGUCGACACCAUCCACGGAUUCAAGGUGCUACCUGCUGGCGGCGGCGGCGGUGGCGGUGGCGGACGAGGAGGUGGUGGCGGCGGUGGCGGUGGCGGUGGUGGACGCUCCAGCGGCUCCUCGUCAUCCUCCGGCGGCAGCAAGUCUGGUGGCGGCACCAAGUCUGGCAGCGGCAGCAGCAGCAGCGGAGGCAGCCGUCCGGGCACCAGCAGCAGCGGCAGCAGCAUCAGCAGCGGCAAGUCUGGCAGCUCUUACAGAGGCACAAACGUGCCCCGCCUGCCCUACAACCCAGGCGCCACGUACAGCUCGCGUGGCUUCUACCCGCCCUCGGGCUACCGGCCCUAUGGCAGCCCUGCCGUCGGCAUCGGAGCAGGUGUGGCGGCCGGAGCGCUGAUCGGGUCCGGUGGCGUCAGCCACGGCUACCGCUACGGCAACCGCACAAACGACGACCAGGCGCCGAUCAACGUCUUUGAGAAUGCCACCUACGCCGACGUCGUCCAGAUCGGCACGCACAACUCGUUUGCCAUCGUCGGCAGCUCGAUGGGCGACUUUGACUCGCAGUACGUCGGCAUCCAGCAGCAGCUCGAGGACGGAAUUCGCCUGCUCCAGGUCGAGGGUCACUCGGAUGGUCAGGUUCCCAGCGACGGCAGCUCGUCGGCCAUUUCGCUCUGCGUCAACGACUGCGCCACCAAGAAUGGCGGUACCCUCGAGACGUUCCUCGGCGAGGUCUCGGACUGGCUCAGCAAGAACACGCUCGACGUCGUCACGCUGCUCGUACGCAAUCCGGAGAGGAUCGACAUGGCACGCUGGGACUCGGCCUUCCAGCGAACCGGCGGCAGCGGGCCCGGCAACCUCACGUCGAGGAUCUUUGCGCCGAGCAAGGCCUCGCUGGCGCGCUCCGAGUGGCCGACGUACGGCAAGAUGAUCGCCGACAACCGGCGGCUAGUCGUCUUUGUCGACCAGGGCGCCGACUUUUCGCGCUUCCCGUACCUGAUCGACGAGUCGGGCAGCGUCUACGAGAACGCCAGAAACCAGGAGACGCUGCCGUUCAGCUGCGACGUGACGAUGGGCGCCCCGGCGGCCAACAAGCUGGGCCUGCUGAACCAGUACAAAUUCACCACGCCGGGCGACGGCGGCGCCGCGAGGCGAGACUUGAUGGGGCCGCAGCAGGUCAACCCGGCGAGCGGCAGCAACGGCGUCGUCGACACGGCCAACCGCUGCGCAUCGGCAAACGGCGGACGGCCUGCGACGUUUGUGCUGGUCGACCGGUACGACAACCCGUCGGAGCGCGGGGCCGUCUAUGCCGGCGCUGUCCUCAACAACAUCACGGACACCAGCAGCCCGAGCGAGAGCGACUACCUACGGAGCAACCCGUCCAGCGGCGCGACGAGGCCAACGGUGGGCCUGACGCUGGCGGCAGUCACGGCGGCGGUGGUGGCGAGCGGCCUUGCCCUGGUCCUAUAG
Messenger RNA from Pseudozyma flocculosa PF-1, 1551 nucleotides. RefSeq lists its product as uncharacterized. Gene Ontology annotation, biological process: lipid metabolic process. The record is from RefSeq and is a predicted model, not a curated record. The coding region runs from base 1 to 1551 and encodes 516 amino acids. NCBI's taxonomy places the organism in Eukaryota, Fungi, Basidiomycota, Ustilaginomycetes, Ustilaginales, Ustilaginaceae. The transcript has a single exon. Gene Ontology annotation, molecular function: phosphoric diester hydrolase activity.